GUUUUCUUUGAUACUUGAAACAUGCGUGUGAUUUGGAUUUUAUCUUUACUGUUUGUCGUAGCAUGCAGUGCUAGCGAAGAUGGGUCAAAUGCCCAUUACCAAGAAGGUUAUCAUCAAUCUAUCGGAAUUAAGGACGCUGCAAGCAGAAAGAGAUAUGAAGACCAAAUCAUGGCAUUGGGUCCAAUCGUUGGAGGCGUCAUAGCUCCAGUUGCCGCUCACCCUUAUUUGGUCGGAAUUCUUAUAGACGUAAUUGGAAUGCCUUCGCAGUCCGCUUGCGGAGGAUCACUUAUCUCAGCCAGUAGAAUAUUAACAGCAGCUCACUGCUGGAACGAUGGAAGGUUCCAGGCCUGGCGCUUCACCGCUGUCCUCGGCUCACCGUUCCUCUUCCACGGAGGAUUAAGACUAUUCCCCCACGGUAUAGCAGUGCAUCCUAACUACGAUAAGCGCACGCUAGCGAACGACAUCGCAGUACUGUACUUACCCGGUAACGUGCCGCUAAGCAGCAGCAUUCAGCCCAUCCGUUUGCCUCACGGAGCUCUUCUCAACCACGACUUAACGGGAGCAUGGUCAGUCGCAUCUGGGUAUGGAAGAUAUUCGGACGCUGUCAGCCCCACGACCAACACGAUGGCCAGAUUUGUGUCGCUUCAAGUAAUCUCAUUAGACCAAUGCAGGGGAGUAUUUGGAAAUGCCGUUUUGGACUCAAAUAUUUGUACCAAUGGCUAUGGCGGCGUCGGCAUCUGUCGAGGAGACUCCGGUGGUCCGCUGACGGUCACAUACCAUGGAGAGAAGAUUCUAGUUGGAGUUAGUUCGUUUGUAGCUCGGUACGGUUGUGAAUUAGGGUUCCCGUCAGUGUUUGCAAGAGUGACUAGCUUCAUGGACUGGAUUCAAAGGCAUAUGUAAUUUUGAUUCAUUCAUAAACAAUAUAGUGAAGCAUAUUAUGACAAAAGACUUUAUGAAAUUUUCUUUCUAGUCACGACCAAAGUGAACAAAUCUUUUUACGUUAUCCAUUAGGUAUAUCACUCUCGUGUUAUUAAUGGUUUGUUUUUAAGGUAAUAUAAAAUAAAUACACCAAAUUACUUUUUUGAUUCCCUUGAAUACUUACCAUAACAUACAAAUUCACUCGACAUACUGGUAUUUAAAACCCUUAAAACUUUCAUUUCUGGUAUUUUUUUCAUAACCCACUUCAGUUAUUGUUUUUGAUAAUGACAAAACAAAGUAUUUUUAGAUAAAACCGAUUAGACAAUAAUCAUACCUUUCUCAACAGUGGAAAUACUUUUAACAAAUCCCAAUGGGACAAAAACGACGAAUUCCUUUUUGAAAAGCUUCAAAAGUUGUUUUUAGGGUAUUAUUACACGAUUACUUGUAUUUUAUUUUUUACCUCUGAAUUAGAAGAUAGCCCCUAAUUUAAUAAAUCUCUAAAAUACU
Molecule: messenger RNA, 1425 nt
Organism: Ostrinia furnacalis (Asian corn borer)
Lineage: Eukaryota; Metazoa; Arthropoda; Insecta; Lepidoptera; Crambidae
Product: brachyurin
Exons: 1
Coding region: 22-900 (292 amino acids)
Biological process (GO): proteolysis
Molecular function (GO): serine-type endopeptidase activity
Source: RefSeq, a predicted model, not a curated record